Messenger RNA from Porites evermanni, 10883 nucleotides. NCBI's taxonomy places the organism in Eukaryota, Metazoa, Cnidaria, Anthozoa, Scleractinia, Poritidae. The record is from the annotation of a GenBank genome assembly.
UGCUCUUUGGUGGCCACUUUCUUAACUGUUUCACUUAAAAACUUCUUUUACACUUCAGCAAGACAAUCUUCUGGGCUUUUUUGCAGAGGUAAGGGCAUUUCUUCAUCAGUGAAUACACGUUUUAGCAUCAUACGUGAAAUUUGAUGUCAAAAGAUGGCAUGGUCGAUUUCCUCGUUUACUUCCCUUGGCAUCGUCGAUGAUAUGUGAUGGGUUUGCCUGCUAAAAAAGCGGUUAAAUCGCCUAACUACCAAGGAAAAUACUAUUUUGUGUAAUAUUUCUGCCUCAAACCGUUUUUUUGCGCGCAAAUUCAGUGACAUACGGCUGAAAUUUUAGAAAUUUUACGUGAUUCUUUAUUAGCGUAUGAAACGUGAGCGAUCCACCAUGUUCAGUCAUAUGCAGCAUAGAUUUUUUUGGACGUUUUAUUUCAUUUUUUCAGUCCUUUAAUCACCAAAUCGACUUUAUUCGCGGUGUUUUCUCCGAAAUACCAGGUUGGUUGUAAUUUAAACAACUCCCGUGUUCGGGUCAAAGGCAUGAUCUCCUUCACGUUUUAGUAAUGCGCUGCCGCCAUACUUGACAUACCGGCGAUACUCCGCGUGUUGGUUUUCAGGGGUGGAACAAACUCCUUUAGAGGAUUACAUUCCCUGUGACCAAUAAGCUUUUUAACAUUUGUUGUUCUUGAACGCUUUACAGCAGACCUUUUUGAUGAUAUAUGACGAAGGUGAAACGAAAGCCAAUUGUCCGCACGUGCAGUUUCCGUUACUACACGUAAAUUACAGUUUUUCUAUGCCUACCGUCUCGCACAGUAUUCUAGGCAUUAUUGAAUAAUACUUUCAGAGUUGAAUAAACCUAUAUCGGGGAAAAUUUCUUUUCACUUCAUUUUGGAUUGGGAAGUGGAAGAAUCGCCGAGUAUCCCGUCGUGCAAUGAAACUGUUUGAGCUCCGCACGUGUAAGCCAUCACUUUCCCUCUUGUAUUCACGCGUAAGUGGGCUUUGCGCAUAAAUUUGAUAACAGCUUUCAAUUUAUUUUCAUUAUUAAGGAAAUAAUUGUUCUUCAUGUUUUGCUUUGCAACGGAGGCUUUUAAAAUAGAAUACUAGUUCUGUAGAAUGCAUUAACGAGUUUACAGGUGUAACUCAGUUUCCGGUAGAUAUUUUUUAUCUGAGAAUGUUGCCAGCGGAAGCAAUAUGGAAUGUGUAUUCGUAUGCGUACUAAAUUUGACCCCGUCUCCGGUUCUGGAAAAGACCUUCCGAAUUAACAGACGUGUAAAACUCUUUAUCUAGUUAAUAUUAUGUAUGUCACCCUUUUUAAAAAUCACAUCUUAAAGGAAAAAAGAAAACUCACAGUCCAAGCAAGUAUGAAAGAACAGCAGGAGUAAAUGGUUAGAAAUCGAAAUUUCAUUUUUUUGUGAGAUCUUUCUAGAAACAAAAAGUGCAUUAAUGCUUGAUCAGACAUUGUUAGUUUUACCCACUUUAGGCCCAGUUAAUACGUGAUGCGUCUGCUGUGCCAAACUUAAUAACUUAGUUAUGAUUGGGUUCAGUAGAACUACAACUUCAAUUCAGACAUUGUGCCAGAGUGCAAGUUAAUGGUAAUCGAUAACAAAAUAUAUAAGUUUCAAAAAAUACAUUUUCCAAAUUUUAUGAAGUUAGUUUGGCUUGGCAUAAGUGCAACAUUUUAAUCACUAGCCUCAUUUAUUAAAAAAUUGGAUAACGCUAUACACCUGAUCAGUCUGUAAGUAUUGGAUAGUGCAAUUGGUUUUUCCUAAUGUUUACCAUCCGCUAGGUAACGUUAUUCAGCUUUUGAACAACUGAGGCUAUCGAUCUGUACUAGAGUCGUGCAGCACUUGUCGAACUUGAUUGCUCUGCCGAAUCAAGUUCAAACCUUUGAUUCAGACAUUGUACUUUGCCAUACACUCAGCAUCCUGGAUUUCUUAUUUUCUUCUUAGAGCACAAUCUUGCUGUCCCAUUUUAGGGCUUUCAACAGAGGGUGUGGUCAUUGUUUUACAGCAGAGCCUUUCUGUUUGUUACACUCUUCUGAUAAGCCACAAAAAGAGCAAAACGGCUUUCACAAGUUCCAAUCCACUCUACUGAAGUUGAUCUAUCAAUGUUGUGUUUAUGUCUUGCAAAGUCAGUUUUUACAUAGUCGAUCAGCUUGGCAGAUGUAUGUUCUUUGAAUGUAAGUUAGCUGCAGCCAUCUAUUCUUUGUGUGUUCUCAAUCAAAUCAAAUUGUGAACAAUGAAUAAUUGGAUUCAUUUCUUUAUUAAACGAUUUCAGAAGGAGAUUCGUAGCACAACUGCUUUUAGGAAAUUAUUAGUAGAUUUCUUGCGGUAUUAAGAUAAUUAUGUUGAAGUCCCCCAUCCUAUUAAACUGUUUAGCAAAUUAUCUUAGUUUUAUGUAAUUUUUUUAUGUUAUUUUAUCCUGUUAAUUGUAUUGUAGUGUCUUAAUUGUUGUUUAGUCCAUCUAAUAGUUGAACCUUGCACUUUAAAUUUGUCCUUCCAACCCUCCUCUGCCUCAAUUAGGUUAUAAGCUAUUUGGGGGUGGGAAAGUAAUGUAAUAUUACAAUGUACUUGUAUUUUGAAUCUCAAUAAAUUGUGUUGUUGUGGUGUUUUUCUUUGGUUUGUUUUGCGUUCAAAUACAAACCUCUGAAUUUGGAAUAUUUUUUUGAUAUAGCCGACUAACAUUGCAAAAAAAUUACUGGUUUCUUGGGAUAUUAUUUAUGUUGCCACAGUGAGCAAAAACUCAGACAAUGUGUUGAAAGUUGCCGAGGUCAAUUUUGAGGGUGAACACUGGAACAUUUUUUUGUCUGCCAGACUACAAUCAGGGUAAUUCUAUGCACAUGAUGAAUGAUCAUGUUAAACUAUUUACAUUCCUUGUAUGAUGUAAAUGUCUGGGAAUGUCUGAGGCAAUUUUUUUUAUAGAACACAAUCACAUGAAUCUUCCAGAGAAAUCGUUACUGGGUCAAGUUUAGACCUAAAUUUCUGCUUUGUUUGUUUGAAAUAUUCACAGUGAAACAAGGUGAAUUAUUUAGAAAUCAGGAAAAUGUGUUCUAGCUACACUGUACAACUUUUUGUGCUUUGGUAUUUUCAGUGUUUUUAUGUCAUGUACAUACUUUGUUUAAGAAGUCAAAUCCGGUCAUGCCACAAUAUUCUUACUAUGGCAUUGAAUCCUAGGCCUACCAAAGAAGGAUGAACCCAUCGCUAAAACCCUUCAAGAUUAUAACCUUAUCGUAACCAAAACUAGUACUAGUGACGCACACAUGCAAGACUUUAUUAUCAUUGGGGGAUACCCUCAAUACUUACUACUUCCCAACCAUUAAUAAAGGAAGUCCUAUCCUUGAGAUUGUAUAGUCUGCAUUAUUUUGUACUGAUAAUUCUUUGUCAUAAAUAUUUUGGCAUAAUUUUUUCUUUGUUACAAUGUUGUUUGACUAGAAUGCAGUGAUUCAGAAUGAAGGACAAAUCAAAAGUUGGAGAAAGUAAGAGUUUAGACGAGGUGUUACAGAGGUACGGCUGUUACGCAUAGAAUGGCAUUUUUUUCAAAAAGUUCUUUAGCUUUAAUUGCCAUAGUCAAAUAGCUUGUAUCUGAUUAGUGUUCUCUGAAAAGUUUUUAAAACCAACAUAAUAAAAUAAUUUUCCUCAUCUAUUUGCAUUACUGUUAAAAGCAUAUAAAAUGUGGAGAUAAUAAUUAUAAAGCCACACUGUCAAGCCAAUGAUGAAGCUGAUAUGGCCAAAGGUUACCCCUUUUCUGUAGCAUAAAGCACGUAGGCAUACUGCUACUCAACCUUGAGUAUUUGAUAUCCUCUAAAGGAGAUGGUUGCACAAAUCUUAAUUAUGGAUGGACUACCUGCAUUGUAGCAUCUGGAAUUCAGUCAGUCAAACUCUUUACUUUAUAUGUCAGAUGUUACCAGUUAUGUCUUACAUCCGCAAGGCUAUACUCUAAGAAAAUUAAAGGGAUCAAAGCCCGUUGCUCUGAACCUUUGAAAUCUAGCCUAGCACAGGAUUUUUGGAAAAAAGCUCAGAUUUCCUAGUCACCCAUAAGCAAAAGUGAAGGCACCAGUGGCCAUCAGGUGCUGCUAGUGCACAGCCCUGGCCAGGUUUUCUGUAUCUCAACCCAGACACCCUGGUCUUAAAAAAAUUGGCUGCUCCUCUUUUUUCAUCUUCUUGGUAUCUGGACAUCAGAUGAAUCACUGUAUGUCCUGUUUGACAUACAUAAUGAGUAAAUAGUUUUGUUAAAUAGACUUCCAUCUUUUGACAGGAAAUCAGGCAUUAAACGUAAUCACACUUGGAUAGAAUCAGAAAACUCUCAACUGACAGGUGGCAAUGCUGCACCGAUGAAAAACAGCUUUAAACUCUCAAGAGACAGCAAAGAGGAAAAUUUACCUCAUAGCAAACCUGUUAAAGGAGUAGGUGAUACUGGUGGUGAUCAGCAAGAUCUGGAAAUGGCAGAAGUUAAUAAAAGUGAUACAGAGGAGGUUGGAAGUCUUGAUCAAGAUAUGGAUGAACAAGGUGCUUACAAUGACAAAACCAUUAAUGUAAUACUUUUUUACAAUAAUAACAAUAAAUUAUCUAUAACGGGUUUUGUCUACUGUGUGUCUCACAUUAGUCACUUAGGGUGAAUUGCUUUACUAGAGUUCUAGAAUUGCAAAAUUUAAUGCAGUUUUUUCACAUUUGCCUAGUAAUAUUGUGAAAAAUAGAAACCCACAAAAAACUGUCUCCCCAAAAUCACAAAAUUAAGUGCCCGCAAAAUUAAGUUCCAACAAGGUAAUUGGAACUGAAACUGCCAGGCUCGACUUUGUACUACUUGAUAUUGUAUCGACUGAGAUAUAUAAUGCAUAUCACACUUACAGGUGUCUUUUUCGUUUUAUCCUUUUAAUCAAAGAUUUGCAAUCCAAUACAGUUUCUGGCACAGACGAAUUUACCCAAGAAAUGAGUGGUUCACUAAUGUCUAAACGCCUUCGAAUGUACAAAUGUGAACGCUGCAACUCACAGUACAUGGGUUUGGCAAUGCUCCGUCAACACUGUAAAGAUGUUCAUGGUGACCAGAAAUAUUACAAGUGUCAUGUCUGUGGCAAGCUGUUUAGUCACCCAAGCAGCAGAAAUAUUCACUUGAGAUUACACUCGGGAGAGAAGCCUUACAAAUGCACCACCUGUGGCAAACAGUUUAGGGUAUCAUCACAUCUAAAGGAUCAUGUUAGGGUCCAUACAGGUGUGAAACUUUUUUAGUAGUCAGGAUCAUGCCAUUGACCUAGCAGUAUUUCCCAAAAUGAUGUCACUUGCGUAGCGUUCACCACUUAAGUGCUAGAGGGGGUGCUCUGGAUUUCAAGUGACUGGGAUGAUCGAGUGUUUUGUUAUCUACAAAUAAAGUACAACCAAACUUGUUUUGAAGCAGUUUUAAUAUUUAACGUUUGAGUUUCCUUUCUUUUUUUUUUUUUCUUUUUUUUUGGGGGGGGAUGUUUUGUUUUUUGUUUUUUUUGUUGUGUUUGUGUGGUUUGUUUGUUUGUGGUGUUUUGUGGUGUGUUUUUUUUGUUGGUUUGUUUGUGGUUUGUGGGGUGGUUGGGGGGUUAUAUUUUUGGUUCAGUGAUUUUUGGGGGGUUUUGUUUGAAGCCCUAGUGAUUUUUUUGGGUUUUGAUUUUUUGCCCCCAUUUGAUCUUCCUCGCUUCUUGAAAUCCAGAGUACCCCCCUCCCCCAGGGACCUUGGACUUUAGGAGACUCUAUAUUUUGUUAUUGUUUUUGUGUCUGGAUACUCUAAGAGCAGUGACAUCAAGUCUGAAAAGGAUUUCAGUGGGGUGUUCAAAUUUAAAACAUUCUGAUUUGAAGUUAUUGAAAAGUAUUAUGCAGACUGCACUAUGAGAAAGAACCUCUCGACAUCUUGUUUCCAGUUAGAACCUUCUCCUAGGCUGUCAAGACUACUGUAGCUUCCAGAGAACUCAUUUAGUGCAUUUCUUUGACAGGCCAAAACAAUUUUUUGCCAUUUAAUUUUCAGGACUACUGAAAAAAGAAAAAUACUGGUUGUCAUCCAACUGAAGGUGAAUCGAUCACAAAAUGAUUCAUUUAGACAAGAAUGGUCCUCUAUAAGUAACUAUUAUAGUAGGACUAUUGUCAUUCCUGUAAUACUAAUCGACAAAGAAAUCACCCAGGCCUGUAGAAUGUAGCUGUUCAGUAAAUCCUGUACAUUUUUUUAUUUUGAUUUCCAGGGGAACGUCCGUAUAUCUGUGACAUAUGCCACAAGGGAUUCAAGCAGUCAAGUGACCUUAAAAAGCAUCGACGCACACACACCUUGGACAAACCCUAUAAAUGUCCUAUCUGUCCCUCAGCAUUCACCCGAUCUCAUCAUUGUCGAGGCCAUAUCAACUCAGUCCACAAGUUCUUCAAGUGUGUUGCUUGUAGUGCUCUGUUUACAUCUGAGGAAGCCUUUGAACGUCAUAAAGAACUCCAUCCAACAGUCUUUUCUGAUGAUUCAGAUAGGAGGUCCAGAUUGUCUGAUAAUGUGGUGACACCAAGAAGCAGUGUGCCAUCUGAGAUGCUAAGCUCUUGUUCCAGUGACAGUAUCCAGGUUGAUGCUGAAACACGCGAAAAUAACCUCAAGUGGGAUGUCGCUAAUCAGUUACUUGAGCUUCAUAAAAUAUCGCAACAUACUACAUCUCGGAAGAAUAGCAAUAAUAGUGGAUCUGAAACCGAAUCGGUUGAUGACGUAAGUUCACCUGUAAAGAAGACAUCAGCCACAACACAAGCAGUACCUGAGCAACCAUUGGUAUCUCCCACUGUUGUUCCACGUUUAACCUAUCAAGGAGCAAAUGUCUCCAGUAAUUCGUCAAGUUCCAGUCGAAAGGAACCAAGGGGUGUUUCUCCUCCACAAGCAAUCAGCUUGGGGACCGGAUUACAGGAAGGAAAAAGAAUGCAGGGAAAUACAAUAAUGUAUCCUCUUAUGCCUCAAUCAAUUCCCCAAGGUAUGGAAUUCUUGAUGUUGCCUUUUCAAAACAUGAACUAUAAGAAGGAAGAAAAGUGUGUUUCAUCACAAGAAGGAGUGGGACACGGUGUUGUGUUGCCUGUUAGACUCUCACCAAGUCCGAGCAAGAAUAUUUCUGCAUGUACAUCUGAGAAACAAAAAUGGUCUAGAGAGGAUCAGCCAUGUGCAGUGACUACUACAGCUAGCAGUGUUUAUUCUUUGGUAAACAAUGCUAGACUGUAUGACUCACAUUUUGCAACAAGGAGUGGUUCUACAGAUCAAAGAAAUUUUAUGGAACUGAGCUUGAGGGGUGAAAAUUCCCAACAGGAAAGAGCCUUGACAGAAGAGACUGUUGAGGGUAAUAACAGUGUUGCUUGCCAUCGAGUGUCGGUCAUUCAGUUUCAUUCAAGUUCGCAAGUGACUCCUCACAACACAAAGAAUCCAGAGGACUUGAUCAAGGAGGAAGAGAAGACACAAGAGGCACAUUUUAAGUCAGAUAUUUCUCCAUUGUGUGAUUCUACGUCGUCAAAACUGGAUAAAAAACCUGUUGUAAUUCAACAGCAACACCAAGACUUGCAGCCGAAAAAUGGCGUGAUAAAUGACUAUUUGGCUGGCAUUUCCCAGGGGCAUGUACCCUAUGUACCACUCAAUGCUGAAAGCUCUAUAUCACUACAGUCAUGGAAAAGAGAAUUUGGUGGUCCCUUUGGAAAGUAUUCCUGGGCCUUAAAGGAGGCCAAAAAAACCUUUGAGCUUUUAAAAAUGAGGGAACAAGCUUUGCAGCUUGCUUCUAGCCAGUCACUGGAGAGCAAGCAAUUCACCAUAUUUCCUCAAGCUAAUGCACAUCAAUCAAAAUCCUCAUUUGAUAGAUCUCAAGUGACGUCUGUUGACAUGCUGAAGUUUCUAGCACGAGAGCAGAUCAAACAGAAUGAUACAGAAGGGGACUUGAAAUCUCCAGUGUCAGGUGAAGAGGACUCUGAAUCCUCUGAAGCUGUGGAAUCUGGGCAUACAUCAAAUAAUGAACAGCCGAAAAGUGAUGGUGGGCAACAACCUUUACCAGCUGAUUCUCCAGGUAAUGGCUAUGUUUUACAGUGAAAGAUCUUACAAAACAAAACGGGGAGAGAAAGAUUUUAACACCAAGCAAAUGAACACCAACUUUGAUGAUAUAUUAGAUAAAUAUUAUUAAAGUUUUUGUGGGCUUGAAAUAACUGAUGGGCAAAGUUUGACCAUUCACAUGGUCCAGUCAAAUGUAUUUUCGCUCCGACCAAACCUGUUUUUGAACAGUCACAAUAAACCUCUUUCAUAAUUCGGCCUGUUAAUAUACUCUUUUAUAAAAUGAUAAUUAGCCUUUCUGACCUCGUUAGCAUGUGGAAAAUACAAAAGAACUCUAUAAUUUCAAACGAGGUCAGAAAGGCAAAUUAUUUCAAAGAGAGUAUUAAAUAGGCUGUCAUUAUGAAAGAGAUCUACAUAGAAACAAUCCUUCUGUAAGUGUGAUUUAUACAUGUGUACAUGAAGUGACCACAAGUUAAACAGGACCACUAGAGGGCCUGAGGUAAGCUUUUCAACCCACUCAGCUCAAGGCCUAAUUUUUGUUUUCGCUUUCAGAGCAAAAAGGCUCCCCAGAGAAUACCAUUCACCACUGCCAAGUUUGUAAGAAGACAUUCUCUCGUUCCAGCCUGCUUAAACAGCAUUCUGUUAUCCACAUGGGUAACAAACGUUUUAAAUUCCGCUGUGAGGUGUGUGGCAAGAUGUUUCGGACACGCAGUCACCUCCGUGAUCAUACUCGCAUUCACACAGGUACAUGUAUGCUUUUUUGUAAUGCAGCCAUCAUCAUACUCAGGCUUUUGAUCAAAAGCCUGAGUAACAUUUUAAGCAUAGUUAAUUGAUCUUCUGAAAUCAGAAAACUGCUCUAAUGUAAGUUAUAUCCCACAAACAAGUCUCACUUAUCACUGCAGUGUGUACUACAUGACUUGUAUACUACAAGCACUAAAUUGAAGAAUAUUCAAUUGAGAGUCAUUUUUCAAUUGAGAGUCAUUUUUUUUAAUAUAAAAAAACUCUCAACUGAAUAUUCUGCAGUUACAGAAGAGUACAGUGUAAAUGUGAUGCAGACUGUGUAGUGCAGACCGUGAAGAGGCUGAAGUUCAGGAUUUCACGAUUUUAUUUCUCAGGGUGUCAUGGUUGCAUUAAUGUUGCCAUCCUUGUCUCUCAGUACUUCAAAAAACAACAGAUUAUUAAUAAUUUUCCUUUAAAGCAAUUUUUAGACAUGUGUCUCAUUCAUUCAUUGUAUCUUCUAAAAGGUGAAAGACCAUUCAAGUGUCACAUUUGUCAAAAGGCCUUCAAACAGUCAAGUGAUCUCAAAAAACACAUCAACCUUCACACUGGUACUAACCAGUUUAAGUGUGAGGAGUGCAAUAUGGAAUUCCGUAGAGCUGAUGCACUCCGCAAACACAAACUGGGACACAGAACAGGUAACAUGCCCUGUGGACACUGUGGCAAGAAUUUCCUGCACAUCAGUGCAUUACGACAGCACAGAGCCAUGCAUAAUGGUAAGUGGAAUGCAAUGUUUCUCUUUAACACUUACAGUCAAACCUUCGGACAGUGCAAUGAGCUUAACUGCUAUUCCCUCCCCCCUUGCAUUAUUCAACCAGUCAUGUAUGUAGGACAUGCUCCCAACAAAGGUUUCUGGCCCUAGUUUAGUGUGUUGUGCUGUAAUGCAGACUCAAGGGAUAAAGCAGUGCCUGUAUUACAAGGAUGACCUUGUUAGAGAGGUUGUGACUGUUGGAAUUGUCUGUCAAGGCAGAAAAGUUUAACUGAGUGGAUUUGUUGGGGGUUUGCAUUUCCCUAAUUUGGCAGCCUUUGAUAUUUAUCUCUGUAAAUAUUUUUAAAUUACCAAGAUAUUAACCUAAGAGGGCUAAUAAUGUAAUUUAGCUAAAAUUAACAGCCUGUCUGAACAAAGACAGGCACCAACUAAACCUUGAUCCCAACAGUAAUGGUUUUUAUUGCUCAGUUGCCUUUAUUGUAAAAUCGUUUUAAUACCAGUAAACACUACUUGUCAGUAGUCCCCUUGAGUCUACACUCUUAACAUUGAUAGGUGUAAGAUCAAGAUGUAUUUCAGAACUCUUGGUUUGACCCUUUUACUAUGUUGUUUGUAAAUUGUAUCUGAUUUUUCUAAUAUUUUCCAAAUGAUUUUUUUUCUAUGAUUAUACAGUCAAACCUCUUGUAAGCAACCACCCCAAAUGCAGCUAUGGGGAUCUCUUCCAGAAAGAGGUUCGGAAUCAUCUUCAUUUUAGAAGAGGAUUAAUUUUCAAUAACGUAGAGAGCUGACCAUGCAUGCAUCAAGUGGUAGCUUAUAAGAGGUUAAAAACAAUGGACAUUGUAAAACCCUCACCCCAAAAAGUGGUCAGGGCCACUUAUGAGAUGGUAGUUUAUGAGGAGUUCCCACAAUAAGGCUUCAGCUGCUGGAACAGUUUUGGUGUCUUACAUAGAUGGUCACUUUAAGGAAGUAGUCACUUAUUACAAGAGGUGGUCGCAUGUGUAGGUUUAAUGUAUUAACUUUAUUCAACAUUUUUUCUGACAGUGCAACCUGUGAAAACAAACAGGGCCUUUCACCGAUGCAACUUCUGUUUCAAGACUUUCACAAAGGCUGAAAGUUUUAAGGUUCACCUUGAGGAGCACACACAAGAACAAAGUAGUGCCGUCAUGCUUUUUGACUGCAAAAUUUGUUCCAUGAAGUUCUUCACCCAGGACGAGUUUACAGAUCACAUGAACAUUCACAAUGGUAAGAGACCCUACAAGUGUUUUGUUUGUGAAAAGGAGUUCUGCAUUGCUGAGCACUUGCAGGAUCAUGUCAGGCUUCAUGCUGAGGCAUCGUCACGAUUAAGAAGAGAAGAAGGUGAUGAUGAAUAUCAAAGGCAAGCUGAAUUGAUAAGCCAUUCUGCCAUCCAUGCUUGA